AAUAUGUAAAGGGGAACAAUUUACCUGUGCUGAGAGGACAUUUAGGUGAGCACACAUGGCAUCCAAUACAGGGCAAAUGGGUUACCUGCCCAGCGGAGGGGCCAUUUUCUGCACCAUUCCUGACAUCCUCUACCUACCUGAGCUUGUCUUUGGCGGUUUGGUAUUGAGUCUGGUAGCAUCUACAUUAGUCGAUCCUCCCAAUCCCCAGGCUUAUGUGAUUUCUGUGGCAAUUUUCUGUUUCAUCGUGUCAUUCCUCUGGUUGAUAGUCUUUGCCUGUGGAUCUCAUCGUAACAAAAGCUCUUGGGCGAGCGCGGAUGUAGCAUACCAUGCAUUUGCAGCACUCCUCUAUCUCAGCGCUUCUGUGCUUCUAGCUUGGAUUACCAUUUUGUAUUCUUUGGCAAGUGGCAGUCUUAAUUACAAGCUGGAUAUAGCUGCUGUGGUGUUUUCCUUUCUCACCACUCUACUGUAUGUCAUCCACGCCAUUUUCUCAGCCAUCCGAUGGAAAUCCUUCUAAAACAUCUGCACACAACCUGUUUUACUCAUAUGCUUGUUGAACUGUCUCAUUACGCAAAGUUAUUACACAAAUGUCAUAUAGUGCAUAAGUAAUAAUUCAUGUGAUAAUGGAUUGACUGUCCAGUCUUAUUGUGUUGUUCUAUAACUAUACAGACUAUUUUUUUAAAAACACUUUUCACUGGUAUUUUUUUGUAAACUAGUCUAUGUAUAAAUUAUUGUAAUUACUGUAUGACUUAACUAAUAAAAGAGAUUAUAAACAA
Megalobrama amblycephala (Wuchang bream) is the source of this 773-nucleotide messenger RNA. It is a transcript of the gene mala.2, whose product is annotated as mal, T cell differentiation protein a, tandem duplicate 2. Gene Ontology annotation, molecular function: structural constituent of myelin sheath. The record is from RefSeq and is a predicted model, not a curated record. The coding region runs from base 56 to 514 and encodes 152 amino acids. Lineage: Eukaryota; Metazoa; Chordata; Actinopteri; Cypriniformes; Xenocyprididae. Gene Ontology annotation, cellular component: membrane. Gene Ontology annotation, biological process: myelination. The transcript has 5 exons.